UCUACGUCAGUUCGGAGAUCAACAGGUUUCUGACGGACUCUCAUUUAUUUAUACCGGUGUAUAGUUUCGUCUUCCAAAAGCUCCAAACGCCGAAAUGGACACCCAGCUUCAUCCUGCCGAGAACUUCACUUCAGAGGUGCGUCCUCUGUCCACUGACUGGCUGGUCUCCUUCAAGGAUCCCCGUCAGCUGCUGCAGGAGCAUCCUUUCGCCCUCGCCCUGGAGGUCGGAUCCGCCCUGGUCCUCGCCCUGGUGUUCCGGCAUGCCAAACGACAAAAUCCUCAAGAGGCGUAUUUGCUGUUAGCUGCCAUGUUCACGACCACCUGCUUCGAGAUUCUUCCUAUCAUUCCACGACCCGGGUACAUGCUUUGGUGGUACCACCAGGGUACCGUGAAUCUCCUCAAACAUCGGUUGCCCCUUUACGUCGUCUGCUGCUUUGCUCUUGUGCACCACCUGGCUCACUGCGUAACGUCUAGCUGCGACCUGCCCCGAUGGAGUCGCUCCACGGCCACGGCCCUCAUCGCCCUGCUGCUGACCCUGCCAGGGCUGUGGUUCUCUCAGCCCUUGCUCCUCUCCAUCUUCCACGUGGACGACCCUGUGUUUAGCAACAGGCUCCUGGGAAUUCCCUUUAUCCAGAUUGUGGUGCUGACUCUCCUGUUCUUCCACACGUCGCACCUCUUCUUCCAGAACUUGGAAGACAUCCCGCUCGGGGACAGGAACUUAGUCAAUAUGGUGAAGUGCGCCCUGCAGACUGGCUUGGUAUCUGCCAUCUAUACCAUAGUGGAACAGUACCUGCUCUAUAUUCUGUUCUCGUUAACCCUGGGAGCUCACACCGGCUUUUGCGCUCUUGCUCUUCUCGCCAUCCUGCUCUGCAUUGCUAGGAAGGAAAUGCAAUGCUUGCAACUCAAGAGCGUCGUCUUCAGAGGAUUCAGCACACCCUUCCGACGCCCUGCCUGGUGGGCCCUGGUCGCUACCUUCGCCUUCUUCGUCUCCCUGCCACUGUGGCUGGACACACAGGCACUGAAGUCUACAGGAGAACGCUUAGAGAUCGGACCCUGCAACGUCCGUCACUCUGUCGCCAACACUUCCCCUCUGGAAUUUGAACGCCGCCGAUACAUCUGCCCAGAAGACACUGCUCAUCUAGCAUUCGACUUCCACUGUGUGGGAACGGCGGAACUGUCUCGGGCAGUGCACAAGAAAACUAGCCACUACAGUAUCUGUGGGAAGCCACUGACCGAUACCGCCCGGGCGGCAAGGGCGACGGCAGCCUACGCCCUACCCUGUCUGACUGUAUUCUAUUUUCUCAUGAGCUGUUCUUUCCAGUUUGCAUUGCAAGAGAAGAAGGUGGAGAAUUGCAAGAAAUGGCAAUAAGACCUGCGAAGAAAAAACGAUCCUUCUCUGUAGGGAAAUAUUUCUGCUUUGGACGUUUAUAAGCUUUUUAAAUGCGGAGAAGACUUCAUCCAAAUAAAUCACCAAAAAGAGCCGUUUUGUUGCACUAAUCCGUUUUCUAGCAGCGAACCGAAAUUUUUACAACCGAUAAUUUUCGCUUUAAAAAGUAAGAAAUUGUUUUUCAAGAGCCAUCUUAGGUGUUUUUCCUUUUUAUCAAAAUAUCACGCAAUAAUUUUUUACGCCUGUACUUUCUCAGUCUUCCGACGCAAAAGUUACGAAAUUGCUGCGUUGCAAUAUGUGCUCUUGUGCAGAGAGAACUGAUAACUGCUGAUGCACCGAACAACCUUCUUUUCGUAUUCUAAACUGGAAGUUGAAAAUAAUGGUACAUCGGUUACUUUCUUAAUUUUUUUUUAUGAUCUCUUAAAAAAGGAAAUAAUUUGCGUCUGAAAAUAGGUAGUGCCUUUUUUUUUCUGAAAUGGAAAGCCUUCGAAGCGUUUACCCUUUCAUCUACAAACGGAAAUCACGCCAAGUAUAACAUUUCAUCUUUGACAAAUGCAGUUCAAUUCCACAUGAGUCAGUAACUGCUCAGAUGGACAUUCAACGAGUUCCUAUUAAAGUUGACGAUAAAUGUUCUGUUUUCGAACGGCACCCAGGUAACACACUUCGUUUCAUAAACGUUUCAAAAUGGUUGUUGACAUUUUGACAACGAUUUCAAAACGUUACGUGCGCUACUUGGGACACAGCAUGUAUAAAACUAAGACUUUCUGUAGUUAAUAUGAAGGAAAAGUGUUCGCUGCCAUCGGAAAACGUUUUCUGAUGCGUUCGAAAUAAACGCAGGUGGAUGAAAGAGCAGCUUACUUUGUAUCUCUUCUUUUUUGUUUAAUAAAUGUUUAUUUACAUGUGGUUUAUAAA
This is a messenger RNA of Uloborus diversus, 2299 nucleotides long. RefSeq lists its product as uncharacterized. Bases 95 to 1369 code for a protein of 424 amino acids. The record is from RefSeq and is a predicted model, not a curated record. The transcript has 7 exons. NCBI's taxonomy places the organism in Eukaryota, Metazoa, Arthropoda, Arachnida, Araneae, Uloboridae.